Molecule: messenger RNA, 1035 nt
Organism: Fusarium coffeatum
Lineage: Eukaryota; Fungi; Ascomycota; Sordariomycetes; Hypocreales; Nectriaceae
Exons: 1
Coding region: 1-1035 (344 amino acids)
Biological process (GO): magnesium ion transport
Cellular component (GO): membrane
Molecular function (GO): magnesium ion transmembrane transporter activity
Source: RefSeq, a predicted model, not a curated record
AUGUCGAGCCUAUCUCACGACUCUCGGUUUCGACUAGCUCGGGGCAUUACAUAUGGUGUCAUUAGCGGAGAUCUCUCUGCUCAUGCCCUUUUGUUCGCCAAGUCCUCUGUGGAGCUAGUUAUCAAGACUGUUGCAGGACGUAAUCAGUUUGUGCACUGGCAAUCAUGGGCAAUUGUUAUGGCGCUCAUUACUUUGGCUCUUUGUCAGCUCUACUACUUACACCGUGGUCUCAAAUUGGUUUCGACCUCCGUUCUUUAUCCUUUGGUUUUCUGUGUUUACAACAUCAUUGCCAUUUUGGACGGCUUGAUAUACUUUAACCAGACGAGCCUCAUAUCGCCCCUCAGGGCAUGCCUUAUUGCUUUGGGAACAGUUAUUCUGCUGUCUGGCGUUUUGGCGUUAUCAUGGCGAUUGAGCGAUGAGCAGCACACUCCCGGUGUGGGCCAAUCAUCUCUUGCGCCAGGCCUUGGCCUUGUUGAAGACACAGAGGAGGAGGAAUCUCUCCUCGGUUCAGAUAAUGCCGUCGCUGACCAAGAUUCUACUCGACACACAUAUCAGACAUUCCCUCCUACGGUCGAUGAGACGUCAUUGGUUCCUUCUCGUAAGAGGACCCCACGGUGGGCUGAGCGAGCAGAGAUCUGGGGCGAGUUGGAGGAUAGAGAUGAGCCCACCACACCUGGUAACAGGCGGCGGUCUAGUACCCUGCCCCAUCAUACAGAAUCAUCACCCUUACUUCCGACAAAGAGGUCACUCACAAGUGGCCCGACCGGAGAAGAGUCGGGCCCCAGCACUGAAUCUACCCCCCGAAGACUGACCCGAAGACGGCGGAAGAGCACGGGCUUCCCUGGUCUUGUCGCGCGUAGGCACCAGAGAAAUAGGAGCUCCACGGAGACGGGCACGCUCAAUAAUAUUCUAUCGCUUAGCUGGUUCAGAAGCGCAAGUCGACAGGUGUCGCAAGCUAGUACCAGCGACGGCUUCCCCUGGGGAAGCACACCACAACAGGAGGGCUCCGAGGCAAGAGGCGACGCAGCUGUAUGA